Molecule: messenger RNA, 747 nt
Organism: Nicrophorus vespilloides
Lineage: Eukaryota; Metazoa; Arthropoda; Insecta; Coleoptera; Silphidae
Exons: 3
Coding region: 78-710 (210 amino acids)
Source: RefSeq, a predicted model, not a curated record
AAUUGACUAAUAUUUGUUAUAUAUUUAUUAAUAAUAAUUUUGUAUACGAGACAAGUUUUCUUGAUUCUUAAUAGAAAAUGGCUUCUCUACCUAAAUCGCCAACUCACAGUUAUUUCUUGGUGAAUUACAUGGAACAAACAGCUCAGUAUUAUAAAAUUGCUAAAUUCAUUGAACUUGUGGGGCACGCCGGAUUGACGAGGCAACUGCUCGACGAAAGUGUUUUCGUAAAAUUCCCAGAUAAAACGAUUUUAUGUAAUAUAAUUAUGUCUUCGAAUGAUGAAGAUGAAUUGAAAGUUGUUUUGGCCAACGUGGAAAAACACCACAUUUCUACGGUAAAACAGUUCGAACAAGAGCGACCACCGAAAGCGUUUCCAAAAGGGUUUAAAGGUAUGUAUCCAUUGAUGAGCGAAGAUAGCCGAAGAAGGAAGAUGUACAUUUUGGGUGAUAACGGAACGGCGAUUCCCGUAGGCAGAUUAAGUCGGAUGUUGUGGAACGAUCACAAGACGGCAACUUACGAUCUAAUUAAUAUUGUCUACACGAAAGAAAUGUUGAUCGCUCACGGCAUGGGACAGAUGGAUUUGAAUCCGUUCCAAAUGCAAGAUAUUAUAUCAAUUGUCUCUGAUAAAUGCAAAGUCGAGAAAUGCGAUGUGCGCGAAGCAAUCGAUAAACACUUGAUGGACUUAAAAAUGAAAUGCAGACAAUAUUUUUAAGAACAUUUUACAGAUUUGUUUUUUAAUUUUAACGUUU